This is a messenger RNA of Schizosaccharomyces octosporus yFS286, 870 nucleotides long. RefSeq names its product ribosomal protein subunit L7. The record is from RefSeq and is a predicted model, not a curated record. NCBI's taxonomy places the organism in Eukaryota, Fungi, Ascomycota, Schizosaccharomycetes, Schizosaccharomycetales, Schizosaccharomycetaceae. Gene Ontology annotation, cellular component: ribosome; cytosolic large ribosomal subunit. Bases 1 to 870 code for a protein of 289 amino acids. The transcript has a single exon. Gene Ontology annotation, molecular function: RNA binding; structural constituent of ribosome. Gene Ontology annotation, biological process: translation.
AUGAGUACCUUUCAUCUAAAAACUCGUCAAGUUCUGUAUUCGAUUGUACAACGUCGGGCAUUUACUACGAAACAAAAGCUUGGAAAAAACAGCCCUCUUCCAGGAUGGGAUCCCCACUCUGAAUACUUUCAUCCAGGUCCUACGAUGGCCCAUCGUUUAGAAGAGCAUAUGAAUGACACGGUUAUGUCUGAUGUUUUAGUAGGUACCUAUAAACAUAAUGUUGAUUUUGUGGAUUCAUCUCCCCAUUUUCACGAACCAGCAGACCGUCUGGUUCGAUGGAAGGGCGACAACCCAUAUUACAAAAAUCGACCCCCUCGCCAUUUUCGUGGAUAUAAACCCCUUCUUCCUUACAAGCGACCAGUUCGUCCAGAAAAUCUCCCUAAUAUAUCAAAAGUUGUCGUAAGUACUAUGGUUAAAGAGGCCCUACAGGAUAAGUCUCAUCUGUUGAGUACUAUUAUGGCUUUUCGUUCUAUUACCGGUGUUGAACCAGAAAUAAUAAAAGCUAGGAAAGAUGUCUCCCCAUGGAGAUUGAGAUCUGGUUUCCCUGUAGGAGCGAGCGUGACUCUGGAGGGUGAGCCAAUGUAUAACUUUUUGUCUGUUCUUUCCGAGUUAGUCCUACCUCAGCUUCACGACUUCAAAGGCAUCUCUUCGACAGUUGGAGAUCAAACAGGUAAUAUUUCUUUUGGUCUUCCCGGAAAUGCUUUACCUCUUUUCCCCCAAAUUGAAGCUGUAUACGAAAUGUAUCCCCACUCUCUUCCCGGCUUUCAUGUUAACGUCGUAACAAAUGCCCAAGAUACGCGAUUGGCAAGGUUUGCCCUUAGCAGCUUAAUUCCAUUCAAAACGCGAAAUCCUGAGGAUGAUGUUCAAUAA